This is a messenger RNA of Staurois parvus, 384 nucleotides long. NCBI's taxonomy places the organism in Eukaryota, Metazoa, Chordata, Amphibia, Anura, Ranidae. The record is from the annotation of a GenBank genome assembly.
UGUGUGAGCUGUGAUUGGUCACAGCUUGUCACAUGGUACAAGGCUGUUUUGAGUAGCCUUGGACCAUGUGAUCUCUGUGAUCAUUCACAUAUUUCACAAGUUGUAAGCAAUGAUAUCAGAAGUGACAUCUUGCUUACUACUAUUCAUGUGAUCACUGAUUAGCCAAUCAGUGAUCACAUGAUCGGGACCUCACACAGAGGUCCCGUACAGGAUUGGUGUUCCACUGUGUGAGGACACAGUGGGCACUGGAUCGUAGUGCCGCGCGCUCCCAGGGAGUGUGCACAGUCCAAAAUGGCAGGCGCCAUUUAUGAAUGGCAACCCGCUCCUGCACUACUUUCCCAGUCCAGCCCAUGGGGUAAAAGUGUCCGGACAGGAAGUGGUUAA